GAGCAAGUAAACAAAACCAUAAAUGACACACACUUGCUUUGCUUAGCAAAAAGUACAACAGAAAUUGAAUGUAGGCAACUGUCUCCAACAUUAAAAUUGCUAUAUUUUUACAUUCAAUUACCACACCUAAAUCCCACAUCUAUCUAUAUUUUACAUUCACUCUCUUUUCCCCCCUUUAUUUUCUCUCUCUUCCUCCCUUCAAAUAUUUCUCUCACCAUUAUUAAAUGAAACCCAAGCAAUCUUACCACACUUCCAUACCAAAAUUCAAUCUAACUCAUUAAUAUUAUUUCCUUUCCUUCACCAUCCACUCCAACUGUUCGACGAAAUUCCUCAAAGAAAAAUAAAUCUUCCAUUAAUAAUGGGCAAGAAGAAAAUGAAGCUUCCAUUUCUCUUUCAAUCUAAAAGCUUAGACCCAAAAACAUUUUCUUCUUCACUUUCAAAUUCAUCAUCUUCCCAACCUUGGCCUUUUCCUUCUUGUGGAAACAUAAAGACUCUUUCUUUUCGAGCCAAAGAUAAUGAUGAUGAUGCUUUUAGAACCUUCAACUCUGCUUUUCUUGAAUCUGAAAUGACCCCUCCUGAAUCUUGUUUCACCAUUUCUUCCUCUUCUAGAAGCUUCUCGACUAUGUCGGAAGAUUCCGGAGACCCCCUUGAGUCCGUCAUUCGUGGGUUGAGGUCCGAUAGGCUCUUCUUCGAGCCUGAGCGGAGUAGCUCAUUGCUACUCCACUUACAAGACGAACGAAGUCAAGAACUUGAACCACAACAACUAGACCAACAACCCAUUAUAAAUCCGGUCUCAUCGGAAGAUUCGGAAUUAGUAGUAGAUUACAAAGAGAGUGAGGUAUUAUCAAUGGACUCAAAUAGUCCAUAUGAAGAUUUUAGAAGGUCAAUGGAAGAAAUGGUGGAAGCUCAUGGUGUUAAAGAUUGGCAAGGGUUAGAACAACUUUUGGGGUGUUACUUAAAGAUUAAUGGCAAAAAUAAUCAUGGGUAUAUUGUUGGUGCUUUUAUUGAUUUAUUGGUUAAUCUUUCUUUUGCUUCUUUUGAAUCAUCUUCAACUUCAACACCAACAACAAGAUCAACAACAACAACAACAACUACAACAACAACAACAUCAUCCUCUUAUUCUAACUACUCUUCUCCUUCUUCACCUCUAUCUUUGCCUUCUUCCUCGCUCACCACCCCUUGUCUUUCUUCAAUACUCGAUCAUGGCGACGUUGAUGAGCAAGAUGAGGAUGAUGAUCAUGUAUGAUUGAUGAGUAAAUCUACAUAUUAGUUUAGUGAAUUUUGAGGGUGGGUUAGUUAGUAUUAAUUGAUCUUAAUAGAUCUUCCUUAUGGUUUAUUAUUAAUUAAGUAGUAUUAAUAUUAGUAUUAGUAAUAUUUUUAGGGUCAAUGCUAACUUGAUUAUUAUGCACAUUGAAAAAGAUUGAAGUUAAAAAAUUUUCAAUCUAUUAUUGAAUGUUAUUAUUGUAUGUACAAUCUAUCUAUAUAUCUCGAGUUUGGUUAGACUAGGUUUAUAUUUUCCUCUGAAAUUGGCCUCAUGAAAGUCUGUGAUGAGUACUUGUAAAGGAAACUGCACAUGUCAUAUCACAUGAAUUGGAGAAAUCAGAAAAAUGAGGGGUUCAAAUUAAAAAUUUUGGUUAAUACUUGUAUAAUGUUAGAUUUGUUAUUUGUUUUUUGUUAAGUUAGAUUGUUCUGUUUUUUUGCUAAUUUAGGAAUUGCCCUUUGUCUUGGGUAAUGGCCAUUCAAUUAUACGUAGUAUAUAAAAUUUACAAGUGCUAUUUAUUACCAUUGUCAUGAAUUAGGUGAUCUUAAAUAUUUUGUUUCAUAAAAGAACAUCUGAACUAGAAAAUUU
Chenopodium quinoa (quinoa) is the source of this 1849-nucleotide messenger RNA. Its product is annotated as transcription repressor OFP13-like. The coding region runs from base 359 to 1246 and encodes 295 amino acids. The transcript has a single exon. The record is from RefSeq and is a predicted model, not a curated record. NCBI's taxonomy places the organism in Eukaryota, Viridiplantae, Streptophyta, Magnoliopsida, Caryophyllales, Amaranthaceae. Gene Ontology annotation, biological process: negative regulation of DNA-templated transcription.